AUGCCAAGGAAAUUAGACUUUGAGAACGUCCCCUCUUUGGACGAUGUAUUGAAGACUAACUCACUUUUCUUAGAACUUGUGCUAAAUAGCCGAUUACUCUGUGGCGCUGAAUGUUCAGUUCACGUAGACGUAUGCCGUUCGUACGCCUGGAAUAGAUUGUCAUUACGCUGUCUCAUAUACAGCUUGAAAUUUGACAGUGCCCCUGUUUCUGCCAGCACGGAGUUGGGUUGGCAACAUUAUAACGUAAAAGUUUGUCCUACGACGAUUCCAAAUGGUGCAAUCAAUCUUAGUGGAGUUUUCACCCCUGGGACAACAAGCAACGCUACCUGCGACUUUGGAUACGGGACCAUAUCAGGUCAGAUUACUGCAGCCUGUAACGCCCACUAUCAAACAGAGGUCUCAGAUACCUGUCAUCCACUGAUAAUGGACGCCGCCCUGGGCAGACCAUCUAAGGAAUCUACCACGAUAAUGUCCAGUAACCCUGCAUCUGUCGCCGUGGAUGGGAAUCGUGACACUAACUGGAUGAGCGGUUCAUGCACCCACACGAGUUUUGGGGAUCCCACGCCCUGGUGGAGGGUGGACCUUCAAAGAGUUCUUUACAUCAUAACGGUCAGGCUGCUGAACAGAGGAUCCGAUAGCACUGGGAUCGAUUCCUCUGGUCGCCUUAAAGAUGCAACCGUCAACACGGGAAACACAACAUUGUCUAUCACCACGCCUUGUGGUUUCUUUGCUGGUCCCGGAACUUUAGGUCAGCUGGUGACCAUUAACUGUCCACCCUACACAGUGGGGCGAUUCGUGAAGAUUUCCAUCGUGACGGAAUUUCUGACCUUGUGUGAGGUCGACGUGUUUGCAAUUGCACCGUGA
Molecule: messenger RNA, 864 nt
Organism: Ostrea edulis (European flat oyster)
Lineage: Eukaryota; Metazoa; Mollusca; Bivalvia; Ostreida; Ostreidae
Exons: 4
Coding region: 1-864 (287 amino acids)
Source: RefSeq, a predicted model, not a curated record